CAUAACCUUCGCCACGAUUGUUGUAAUGAAACGCCCCCAACUCGGGAAGUCGGGGUUUAAAGAAAACCUCGAGUUUCCCAUCAGUAAAUACGGACUUUGCACUGGCGUUCAUGUGCUCUCAUCUAGUAAUUACGACUUUCCCGACCUGAGUAGAAGCUAAAGUUACAAACGACUUAUCCACCCCCGGCUGCCAGACUCACACUCCGGAAGACCCGCGCUGGGCCCCGUCGCUGACUUGGCACCUUCCGCUUGAUCGAAGAGUUAUUGUGGAAAACUAAUAAUUAUUACUUAUCACUUACAAUAUGCGUUCCAAAUGUUUAAAUAUAACUUUGGAUUUAAUGCCGUGUGGGUAUAAUAUAAAAGUCUCUUUAUGGGUGGUGUUAACGACUAUUUAUUUCCUUGUAGCGAGGUUACGCCGAUUGGAUGAGCGCGAGCGCUCCUCGGCAUAUUAAAACGCGACCGCCCUCUGAACGCUUCUCAGCUCCUGUUUUAUUUCAUACCGUAUCCCCUGUGAGAGCCAUAGUAAUCUAUGAUAAAGACGUUAAAAAUUAGAAUUUAAAAUGCGACUUUUCUAUUAUGUUAAAGUUUUCAACGCAUUCAACGGCGGAUCUUUCAGCACGAAGCGUCCAUUUGCAACCUGAUACGAUGGAGGGCCGGCUACUGCUCGGGGCUCCGGUGUUGUGCCGGUUUCACCUUUGCCUCUCCUGACGGUGCCUGGAUGGGACAGACUGGGAAAUGAGCGGACGUGUCUGGGCCAUUUGUUUUGUAAUGGGAAGCUAUUUAAAUUUGUUCCCAUAGCAGUUUACCGCAGAAAGUAAUAUAGAAGAAACUACUGUGACUUCCGCGUCGUUAGUCAUUCGGGAAAGUUUCGUGUAAUACAGAGAUGUCUGCGAGUAACCAGUCCCUGAGAGAUUUGCCCACAGACAACUGGAUGUCUCACCUGCCAGCCAUACUUCACAACAUGCCUCUCUAUAACCUGGCCAUCCCAGGAAGUCAUGACACCAUUACUUACUGCUUGGAUAAGAACAGUCCGAUGGACCUCACACAACCAGAUUUGCUGCAGAAGCUGGAUAAGUACAUGAAACCACUGGUCCGUCCUUUUUUAUACAAAUGGGCUGUAACACAGGAGUCCAGUGUAACACAGCAGUUGGAUGGUGGAGUUCGAUACUGUGACCUGCGAAUUGCCCAUCGGCCCAAUGACUGCUCCAGUGACUUGUGCUUUUAUCAUGGCGUCUAUACGACAGUGACCGUGGAAUCUGUUCUGAAGGAGAUUAGAGAGUGGUUGGAUGUCCAUCCAAGAGAGGUGGUAAUCUUGUCCUUCAGUCACUUCCAGGGAUUAAACCAAGAACUUCACAAUGUCCUCAUUGAAACCAUAAAGGAUGUCUUCAGCACAAAGUUAUGUCCUAAGAAGGAGACGGUAACCCUGAAGAACCUGUGGAGCAAAGAGUAUCAGGUGAUAGUCUCAUAUGAUCACAUGGCUAUGAGUCACCAUGGCGAGCUGUGGGCGCACAUCCCAUACUGGUGGGCAAAUAAGUGCAAAGCAGAGGCGUUGAUCCAGGAGUUUGAGCGAAGGAAGCAGCACGGUCGCCCAGCGGGCUUCUUUGUUGCUGGUAUUAACCUGACAGAAGAUUUGAAGUACAUCUGUCUCCACCCUUUGGAGUCCUUAAAGGACCUGGUGAUGACCACCUACCCAGCACUACUGACUUGGGUCAUGGCACAAAGCCCUGGAUCCAACAGUGAGUGCAUCAACAUAAUUGCGGGGGAUUUCGUGACUGACAGCCAUUUGGUGUCAUCUGUGAUCGCCCUAAAUGAGAGCCUACUGAACUGCACAUAGUGCUGAUGGUAUUUGUAGAACUUUUCCUGUAACAUUAUAGGUCAUAUGCACACUGAUGUCAUUUUAUAGUUUUACAAGAUACAGCUACAAACUUUAUAAAGUAUUUCACUGUAGAAUGCACAGACCUUAAAUUGUCAGUACCUGUGGCGCUUGAAGAUAAAUACUGUAUUUUUUUCUUUCACUUUUUAAGAAUUAAUUUAGGAAUUAAAUUGAACUCAUGAGUUCACCAUGUAAACAAUUCACAAAUCUUCAGUGUUUUUAUCAUUCUGUGCCGUGACAGUGAUAGAUGACAGGCAAAAUACAGAAGCUGUAAGGAAACGUAAUGAAGCUGUUUGCAUUGUUUACAAUAUUGUACUGUAGAUAUUUAAAUUACAUUAAUGCUGUAUAUACAUGUAGCAUGUUUCUCGUCCUGUACACGCUGGAGAGACUCUGUCUCUCGGCUGGCCUGGGAACGCCUCGGAAUUCCCCCAGAGGAGCUGGAUGAAGUGGCCGGGGAGAGGGAAGUCUGGGUUUCCCUGCUUAGACUGCUGCCCCCUCAACCCGACCCGGAAAAGCAGUAGAUAAUGGAUGGAUGUUUCUUGUCCUGUUCAUUAAUGGAACCUGAGGUAUCCAGAGGAAAUCUAUACAGUACACAAAGCAGGAUUGGGACUAAAACCACCCGCCCUAGUGAUGCUGGUGUCUGUGCUGCCUAUGUGGAACCAACGUGCCACCCACAAAGGGCUAAAUAUCUGGUAGUGCUUACAUAAGAUUGUGCCCUAUUUAGGUUCUAAAUGUAUGUAAACUGGAUUUACAUGUUUAUUAUAUUUAUUUAGCAGCUACUUUUAUCCAACAUGCAUUGUUCAUGUGGCCAGUGCCUGGAGAAAUGAAGGAUCUUGUUCAAGGGCCGAAUGGUGGCGUCACUCUGCUGACCCUGCAGUCUGAAACGGCAGCCUUCCAAUUUUGGGCACAGAAACAAUUUUUCUGUCACUUUUAAUGUUUCUGUUUACUUUUAAUUUUUCUAUUACAUAAAAUUUUAUAAGAAAUAAAAAAAUAGAUUUUGGCAGAACGAAGCGCACACCUCGAUCAUAACCUGUGCCAGUAUCCUGCAUUGUUCUCUGGAAUGUGGGCAUGUUUAAGACCUAGGUACAGCUGAACUUGAAUCGGCAGAAUGUUACUGCUGAAUAAAUAAUGUGGAAUCUGUUCGUCUUGGGUGGGAUUCUUUACUUAAAUCAUAAAUAUUUUUAAUUGCAUUUAUUUAUAAUAACUGACGUUUGAUGUCUCAUGUAUAUGUACAGUCUUUUGACAGUUUGACAAUCUAAAUUUUCUUUUGAAUAUGUCCUGAUCUUGUCUUUUGAGUAUCUUUCUAACGGAGUUUAUUACUAUGAAAGGAACACGGUGGAGUGGGUGGGGAUACAGCAGUGACUUCUCAACAUUGCACCCGAUCCUCCUCCCAGACCUCGCUUUGUGGUUGUAUGGUUGACAGAAUCGCAGUGAGAAGGCCACAAUGCUGCGUCUGCCGUCCGGUCCUAAGUGUUCUAAUGCUGCAGAAGAACCCUGUCCAGUCAGCUUUUGCAGUGCCUUUUCCCAUGUAGUUGCCUCAAAGAGGUCUUCCCAUCAAACUGAUUCUGAGAUCUUGAUGUGAUGCCUUUAGCAGCACAGUAUCCUUUUUCAGUGCCGCUCCUGACACAUAGUUGAAGCAGAGGAGAUUCACUGCCAUUUCACUGGAGCAUGUAGUGUAUAUGAAACCUGUCCUUUGAAAUGUAUGGAAGUCUACUGACAACAUUCUGUAAUCAUCAGGCCGUGUAUUCAUGGUAGAACUGAGGAAUGUGAGCUGUCAACUAUAAGGUAGCUUCAAGCAGGCUCGGUGGUUCUGCAUUUUACACAGCUCAGUCCUCAGGCACACUUAAAGUGCGUUCAGGCAUCAUUCAGCUUGGGGGCCUACAGGUGUUAAAUCUUGUCUGAUGAAUUUACAAAGACUAGCAGUACAGUAGGUGUCAGUGUAAUGGAUUACACCCAGUGAAACAAAGGUUCAUAAAUGAGGUUGUAGUGAUGAGCUGUCUGUCUAUAUCUAAUGCACAGCAUUUGAUACAACACUCUUUAAAAUGUGUUGGAUGGGUGGAGGAAAUGGGAGAAAGACAGUUUGGGGUUUAAAUUUAUAAUCUGUAGAAAAUGCUGGAAAGAAUGAUUCACAAAUUUUAACAAUCCAUUUCGUAAUUAUAGUGUCCAUUGUUUUUUUCUAAAAGGCUAUUUGUUGUAUUUUUCCUUUAGUCCUCAACUCUAAAUCAUUAAAUUCUGUUUAAGUGUCUGAAUGGAAGCAUAUUAUUCCUGCAUGUUUGUGGGGUUUAUCCAACAAAAACAAACAAGAUGUUUAGGUCAAUUGGUGUCUAUGAAUUGCAAGUAGUAUAAUGACAAAUGUUUUGAUGGCUGAAUGGAUGUGAUGUUUGCUGUGUACAUACUAGUUAAAAAUAUAUAUAAAUAUCCAUCAAUUUUCCAACCAUUUAUCCAAGAAAAGAUUCUCUCUCUAUAUAUAUAUAUAUAUAUCUUGGUUAAUCUUAUAAAAUCAUACUCUGACUAAUGAAUGGAAGAAAGGUUCAAGGUUUAUUUUUUUAAUAAAAAAAUAUUGUGUUGA
Molecule: messenger RNA, 4442 nt
Organism: Brienomyrus brachyistius
Lineage: Eukaryota; Metazoa; Chordata; Actinopteri; Osteoglossiformes; Mormyridae
Product: PI-PLC X domain-containing protein 1-like
Exons: 7
Coding region: 884-1834 (316 amino acids)
Biological process (GO): lipid metabolic process
Molecular function (GO): phosphoric diester hydrolase activity
Source: RefSeq, a predicted model, not a curated record